AUGUCGCUUUUGUCUGUUCUGCUCCUGGCGCAUGAUACCUCGCUGAGGCCCCUGGAACCCCUGAAGCCCCCGCCCAUGGCGUCCGGCGCCCCCUCAAGCGCGAUGCCACCACCGGAAUACGACCAGCAGCCAGUCUCUGGCCCUGAGCUGUCUGGCGACGACAAAACGCUGCCAGGCUCUAAUGACACAGAUGACAGGCCUCAUACAGCAGACAGCAAAUCAAUCGAAAAUCAGGAGACAACGCAGAGGGAGGUUUACGAGAAUGACACAGCCCUGGCUCUCGUGCCCAGUUACAGUCGCAGCCACGUCGCAGAAGAUCCGGAAAAGGGCCCAGGCAAAGUUGAGGAUGUCGAAGAGACAGACCCAAAUGUUGUCUUCUGGGAUGGCGACGAUGACCCUGAGAAUCCAUACAAUUGGCCUACAUGGCGCAAGAUUGUCAACUGUGCUCUCAUCAGCUUGUUGACCUUCAUCACACCCCUAGCUUCCUUCUACGUUCUCGGUUUCGCCGCGGGUCCCUUGCUGUGUGCGCCGCUGAGUGAAAUCUAUGGCCGCACUAUAGUCUAUCAUGUCUUCAAUGUGGGAUUCUUCUGCUUCAACAUUGGCUGCGCCUUGGCCCCAUCGCUGAGCUCGCUCAUUGUCUUCCGCUUCUUCGCCGGCCUCUUUGGCGCUGCUCCGAUGACCAACGGCGGCGGUACCAUCGCCGACAUGAUCCGUCAGGAGAAGCGCGGCGCGGCCAUGGCUUCAUUUGCCAUUGGGCCUCUCCUCGGGCCGAUCCUUGGCCCUGUCGCCGGCGGAUACAUGUCCCAGGACAUCGGCUGGCGCUGGGCCUUUUGGCUCGUGGCGAUUCUCAGUGGGGUCAUCAGCAUUGUCAUGGUUUUGUUUCUACGAGAAACAUAUGCCAUCAUACUCCUCCAGCGCAAGGUCGAUAAAAUGCGUAAGGAAACGGGCAACCAGGCAUUGCGGUCCAAGCUCGACAGUGGACUGUCGCCCACCGACUACUUCAAACGAGGCAUCUACCGGCCUCUGAAGCUGCUUACCAUCUCGCCCAUCUCCAUCGUCUGUGCUCUGUAUACCGCCAUUGGUUACGGCUAUCUCUACAUCCUCUUCACCUCCUUCACCACAGUUUUCAUGCAGUACUAUGGCUUUACUGCCGGAACCUCAGGCCUCUCUUUCCUCGGCAUGGGCGUUGGCUCCAUGUUCGGUCUUGUCUUCUUCUCUGUCUACUCCGACCGCUACCUCAAGUCCAGGGCGGCCCGCGCCGACGCCGCCGCCGAUGCCGCCAACCGCCCCCGCGAGGGCAUGAAGCCGGAGUAUCGCCUCGUCACCCUCCCCUGGGGCGCCAUUCUCCUGACCAUCGGCCUCUUCUGGUACGGCUGGUCCGCCGACGAGGGCCGCACGCACUGGAUCGUGCCCAUCCUCGGCACUGCCGUCGCCGGCUUCGGCAACCUCCUCAUCUUCAUGUCACUGCAGCUCUACCUCGUCGACGCCUUCUCCGUGUACGCCGCCAGCGCGCUAGCGGCCAACACGGUGGCUAGGUCGCUGGCCGGUGCAUUUCUGCCGCUGGCGGGACUACCGAUGUAUGAGGCGCUCGGGAUCGGGUGGGGGAACACCGUCUUGGGCAUCAUCUCGGCGGUCAUGAUCCCGGUGGCAUAUGCCAUUAUCAGGUAUGGGCAGCACUUGAGGCAGCGAUUUGAGGUGAAGAAUCUGUGA
Messenger RNA from Verticillium dahliae VdLs.17, 1710 nucleotides. Its product is annotated as benomyl/methotrexate resistance protein. The transcript has 4 exons. The record is from RefSeq and is a predicted model, not a curated record. Bases 1 to 1710 code for a protein of 569 amino acids. Gene Ontology annotation, molecular function: transmembrane transporter activity. Gene Ontology annotation, biological process: transmembrane transport. NCBI's taxonomy places the organism in Eukaryota, Fungi, Ascomycota, Sordariomycetes, Glomerellales, Plectosphaerellaceae.